GGUGGGAAGACAUUCGCUGUCGGACGCAGUCCGUUGACAUUGCAUUGCAGCAGCUAGCUCACGUCUCGGCUGGUUAUCCAACUUGAAGGUUCGGACGGCGUAGGUCGGUUCGGGAGCUGUGGGCCAUGUGGGUCAUGUACCGGCGGCCGCUGCAGUCCGCCGUCAGAACCGUCCUAAAUGUGACCGCGACCAGAACCGCCUGCGGGAAGGUUUUCCAGGGUUCCCAUAUGUCCGUCAGCAGGCCUUUGGCAGUGCGCUUGAUGACAUCCUGUCGCAUGCUGCACCUGAGCACACAGGUCUGUAGCGUGAAGGAGACGCCGCAGCACACAGAGGAGGAAGUGGGAGCCUUCACUAAGCUGAUCGAGGCCAUGGGCUUCACGGGACCCCUCAAGUACAACAAAUGGAAAAUCAAGAUCGCCGCCCUGCGCAUGUACACGUGCUGCGUGGAAAGGAUCAAUUACGAUGACUUCUUCCAGCGGUGCUCACUGCCGGACACGCUCAACUCCUGGUUCCUGAUCGCACAGCUGCACGUGUGGAUGUGUCUGGUGCGGAUGCGGCAGGAAGGCCGAGUGGGAAAGUACAUGUGUCGCUACAUCGUGCAUUCCAUGUGGGAGGACGUGGAGCAGCGCAGUAAGAUCAUGGGGAUUGAUGCCAUCCAUCGGAAGGAGGCGCUCAAAGCCAUGACGGAAACAUUCUACGCUGCCUUGUUUGGAUACGAUGAGGGCAUCCUGUCAGGGGACAGCGUGCUGGCGGCCGCUCUGUGGAGGAACUUAUUCAACUGUCAAUGUGAUGACCCCGCCCAGCUGGAGCUCAUGGUGGAAUACGUGCGCAAACAGAUGCAGUACAUCGACACUCUGGAUGGAGAAGACCUGCUGCUGACCGGAGAAGUCAAGUGGCGCCCUCUUGUGGAGGAGAAUGCUCAGAGCAUCCUAAAGGUGGCCACGCCCACAUACAACGACGCUGGACUGUGACUUCCUGUCUGUCUUUAUGUAACCUGGGAGGAUGUCACGGAUGUUGUGGCUGGCCUGUCGGGUUCGAGAGCCUCUGUUACUUCCUGUCUGCAAAGUGGCUCAUUUAAGGAAAAGGUGUUUUUAUUUUUUACAUGUAGAAAGUAUAUGCACUUCAACCUCUAUGCUGGUCUUGGAUCCAGUUGACUCUGUGGCACUUGCACACUCCCACGGGAAGUCAGACAAUAUGAUGGACGUUGGACUAUCAUAUUGUUUUUCAUAAUACAAUUAAAAUGUAUGAAACAAUGUCUUGUUUUUAUAGCAUCUAACCAACUAAUGUUGCCACAUCCACCACAAUAAGUUGUGUAAACAGUUCAUGCACUAUACGUGUUCUUGUAUUCAUUAACUGUAUGAGGCAGGGCUAGUAAAAAUGAUAAACACCCUACAGACAGAA
Molecule: messenger RNA, 1401 nt
Organism: Doryrhamphus excisus (bluestripe pipefish)
Lineage: Eukaryota; Metazoa; Chordata; Actinopteri; Syngnathiformes; Syngnathidae
Gene: uqcc1
Product: ubiquinol-cytochrome c reductase complex assembly factor 1
Biological process (GO): mitochondrial respiratory chain complex III assembly
Cellular component (GO): mitochondrion
Source: RefSeq, a predicted model, not a curated record